CAGAAGAGUAGAUAGAAGACUAGUUGUUAACGAUACUCAUUUAAAAAAAAUACAUGUCACAAAAAAAAAAAGGAAAAAAAGAAGUAAAUAAAGUAUAUUAGUGAAAUGCUUAGUAAUCCCAUUAAAACAUAAGGAAACAAAAAACUUUUCUACCAUUAUUGUUUUUUUUAAUGACAAUAAUGGGUACAGUGCGCACAACAAAUAUAUAAUGGAAACUUUGCCUACAAAAUGAGUCGUAAUUGUUUUCAUGAAUUUGCAGGAAAAAAAAAUAGACUAAGCAAACUAGAUCAUCAUCAUCAUCAUCAUCGUCAUGAAGCUUGAACCAAUAAGCAUCUACUUAGCUAUUAAUUGGAGGCUUUUAACUACAAUAUAGUUUUUAUCAUUUUCCUUAUAACUCUCUCUCUCUCUCUCUAGUCUCUAUGGCAGGAGGAAAGAAACCUAAAGUCCUCAACAAACCAUGUAUCAUGCUUAUAGUAAUUGCCGGUAUGGAGAGAUUUGCAUUCAAAGGGGUGGCAUCAAAUUUGGUGAUUUAUCUAACUGAUAAUAUUCAUAUGAGUAACUCUGCGGCGGCUAAAACAGUAAAUAGUUGGUGUGGAUUAACGUCAAUAAUGCCACUCUUGGUGGCUCCUCUUGCUGAUUCUUUAUGGGAUCAUUAUUCCACUAUAUUGGUUUCAUCUUUGUUCUACAUUCUGGGUCUUGCAUCAUUAACAUCAACCACAUUUGAAUGGGCAUGGCCAGUGAACAAGAGUAUUUCAAACAUCUUCAUGUUUUGGUCACUCUGUUUAAUAUCGCUCGGCCAAGGUGGCUACAACCCUUCCUUACAAGCCUUUGGAGCAGAUCAGCUUGGAGAGGAAGAAGAUUUACCCACUGACCAAACAGACCUUAAAAAAUCCAGUAAAAGGACUGUUUUCUUCACUUGGUGGUACUUUGGUGUUUGCACUGGCAGCCUCUUAGGAGUCUCUAUAAUGUCUUACAUCCAAGAUACUCUUGGCUGGUCUCUUGGCUUUGCUGUUCCUACCUUUGUCAUGAUCGCGUCUAUCUUCUUAUUUUCUUGUGGCACCAGAAGUUAUACAGUUAUUUUCGCUAAUGAUCACAAGGUUGAGAAUCAUAAUCCUUUCAAGACUAUGGCUGAUGGUCUAAAAGCUGCGAUAUCAAGGGUCUACAACUGUGGCAUCGGUGAACCCAAUCGCAAAGCCGAUGUUCCAGAGUUAGAGCUGCAGGAAAAUCAACUCUCAAGCCAAAAGCUAGUAGGAACAAAAGAGGUUAAUGAUAAACCCAGUAAAGGCAUUUCCUUUUCUGACAAUGUUAAGGUAUCAUUAAGGCUGUUACCUAUAUGGACUAUGUUGCUGCUAUUUGCUGUGAUCUUUCAACAACCAGCAACAUUCUUCACCAAGCAAGGCAUGACAAUGAAAAGAAACAUAGGCACAAAGUUCAAAAUCCCACCAGCAACUCUCCAAGGAGCCAUUACUGUCUCAAUUAUCCUCCUAAUGCCCUUGUAUGACAGGAUUCUCGUCCCAUGUACCCAAGUUUUCACAAGGAAUGAGAAGGGUAUAACCGUCCUGCAAAGAAUGGGAGCUGGGAUGGUACUGUCAAUCAUUGCCAUGGUGAUUGCUGCCUUGGUAGAGGAGAAGAGACUCAAAGAUCCAUCCUUAACUAUAUUUUGGUUGCUACCACAAUACAUAUUACUAGGCAUAUCAGAUAUCUUCACUGUUGUGGGAAUGCAAGAGUUCUUUUAUGGUGAAGUCCCUGUUAAAAUGAGGACAAUGGGAAUUGCUCUGUAUACUAGUGUGUUUGGAGUAGGGAGUUUCCUCAGUGCCAUGAUGAUAUCUUUGAUUGAGUUUUUCACUACUAGGGGAGGAAAACAGAGCUGGUUCACUGAUGAUAUGUCCAAAGCAAGGCUAGAUAAGUAUUAUUGGCUACUAGCUAUUUUAAGUACAUUCAGUUUGCUGCUGUAUAUGAUUUUGUGUAGAUUUCACAAAAGUAGGAGCGACUUGGGUGAUGAAAAUGAUGUAUAAAGUUCUGGUUUAUCAAUACAAUAGAGUAGUAGUAAGUUUUCUGA
Spinacia oleracea (spinach) is the source of this 2059-nucleotide messenger RNA. Its product is annotated as protein NRT1/ PTR FAMILY 5.8. Gene Ontology annotation, molecular function: transmembrane transporter activity. Gene Ontology annotation, cellular component: membrane. Bases 420 to 2015 code for a protein of 531 amino acids. The record is from RefSeq and is a predicted model, not a curated record. Lineage: Eukaryota; Viridiplantae; Streptophyta; Magnoliopsida; Caryophyllales; Amaranthaceae. The transcript has 4 exons. Gene Ontology annotation, biological process: transmembrane transport.